CCAACAACUUCUACUUAAAACCCUUCCCUCAACUUGCAAAACGCAAAACACACACACGCACUCUCGCUUUGUGCUCUUAUCAAGAUGGAGGAUGAAUGUAGUCCUUUUAAUUGGGAUUGUUACUACCAAGAAGAGGCGCAAGGAAUCCAAGAGUUGAAACACACUUUGCUGUACACGUUGGAGUUAGAAACAACAAUUGCAUGUGCUCAUGAAGAGAUUGCAAGAAAAGGAGAUGAAGUUUUGCAUUUCAAAUGUCUUUUGUCAAAGACUAUCAAAGAAAGAGAUGAAGCCGAAUUGAAGUGUCAAGGCUUAGUGUUGGAAAACCUAAUACUCCAACAAAAGAUUCAAGAAUUUGAAGCUAAUGCUACUACUUCUUUGGUUAGAACCACUCCUACGAGUUACCAAGAAGACGAUCAUAAUUUGGGUGUGGAUUCAUCUUCGGGUUCUGAUGAGAACUUUGUUGGAGCUCAAGGAAUGGAAAGGAUUUCAUUGCCACCGCAACAAACACCGCCAGAAAUCGUGGAUAAUGUAGUAUUGAAAAAAGGGUUGCCAGAGAAUGGCAAGUUCUUGCAGGCAGUGGUGGAAGCGGGCCCGUUACUCCAAACCCUGCUUCUUGCCGGCCCGCUUCCACAGUGGCAACACCCACCACCGCAACUCAACUCAAUAGAGAUCCCACCCGUGACUAUCCCAUCAACUUCCACCACCACACCUCGGAUGCUCCUCCACCAAGACUCGUGUGUUAGCAUAAUCAUUGGUGGUGGCAACAACAACAAUGGUGGUGGAUGUAUGAUCAUGACUAGGAAAAGGGGUUUUGAGCAAAGUUGUGAAGCACAUGACUAUGAUUAUGAUUCUACUCUCACCACCAACACCAAGAACCAAAAGGUUGUUCACCAAUCACCACCAUUGACCAACAUUUAGUGACUAGUAUUUUGAUUUUCCCUCCAACCAUAAUCUAGCUACAAAUUAAUAUGUCAAUUUCCAUCCUUUUCUUUAGGUUUGGAAAAAGUUUAUUAGGAUGAAAGGGAUGGCCAGGAUGGACC
Molecule: messenger RNA, 1040 nt
Organism: Lactuca virosa
Lineage: Eukaryota; Viridiplantae; Streptophyta; Magnoliopsida; Asterales; Asteraceae
Source: the annotation of a GenBank genome assembly